AUGUGUACAUCUAAAAUCAUAGUUCUUGGUCUCUUCGUUGCAACAUUCAUAGCAUCUUGCAACGCGGCCGCAAACGUCACACCGCAACCGCUUUUCCCAGCGAUUCUAAUCUUCGGUGACUCAACCGCAGACACAGGCAACAACAACUACCAUUCACAAGCCGUAUUCAAGGCUAAGCAUCUCCCUUACGGAGUUGAUCUUCCCGGGCACGAAGCUAACGGAAGAUUUUCUAACGGAAGCUAA
Messenger RNA from Thlaspi arvense, 243 nucleotides. NCBI's taxonomy places the organism in Eukaryota, Viridiplantae, Streptophyta, Magnoliopsida, Brassicales, Brassicaceae. The record is from the annotation of a GenBank genome assembly.